Mytilus californianus (California mussel) is the source of this 1232-nucleotide messenger RNA. RefSeq names its product glucose dehydrogenase [FAD, quinone]-like. Gene Ontology annotation, molecular function: oxidoreductase activity, acting on CH-OH group of donors; flavin adenine dinucleotide binding. The coding region runs from base 123 to 1232 and encodes 369 amino acids. Lineage: Eukaryota; Metazoa; Mollusca; Bivalvia; Mytilida; Mytilidae. The transcript has 8 exons. The record is from RefSeq and is a predicted model, not a curated record.
UAGACGAAACACGCGUCUGGUGUACAAAUUUAUAAACCUAAUAUCAUUUAUGAGAUUUUAGUUAUACUGUGACAUGUUUACAGGAAUAACACAAGGUUAAAAUAUUUGGGUGAAAUUUUAUCAUGUUCCUUGGGCAUUCGCUUCUGAACAGUGUUACAAUAAUAAAUGUCCUGCAAAAUGUGUUGCCGCCCGGACCGAAAGACCCACCUGGCGUGUUUAACAGAUCAUUACGACGGUACUACGAUUAUAUUAUAGUUGGCGGUGGUUCUGCAGGGUCUGUGCUUGCUGCACGUCUGACAGAGGACAAAACAUCUGUCUUGCUUUUAGAAGCUGGUGGAUCUGAUUUGGAAAACGAAGCCACUGUUAUACCAGGGGCAUCGGGAAAUCUAUUAAGGACUAAGCAAGACUGGAAUUUUCAUAGCGUUCCACAGAAAUAUUCAUCUUUUGCUAUGGAGAACAAGCAAAUAUAUUUGGCUAGUGGUAAGAUGUUAGGAGGAUGCGGGAGUAUGAAUAGUAUGGUUGUGAUCAGAGGUAGUCGCCAUGAUUAUGAUGAGUGGGCAAAACAAGGAUGUAAGGGUUGGAGCUACAAGGAAGUUUUACCCUACUUCAAAAAGAUGGAAACAAUGAAAAUACCGGCACUAUCGGGUUCACCUUAUAGAGGCACAAAAGGAAAAAUAGUUGUGACACCUAAGUCUAGCACAACUUUAGAAUUUUUCAAUCGGAAAGCUGCUUCGGAAAUUGGUUACCGUUCUGUUGAUUGCAAUGGAUACAGCCAAAUAGGAUACUGUCCAAAUCAGGCAAAUAUAAAAAACGGUGAACGUUGUAGUUCAACUACAUGCUACCUUAGACCUGUUAUGUACCGACGUAAUUUACAAAUCAGUUUAAACAGCUAUGUUACAAAGGUACUUAUUCGUGGAAAACGCGCUAUUGGGGUACAAUUUGUGAAGGGAGGGCGAAUAUAUAACGUUUAUGCUCGUAAAGAAGUCAUCAUGUCUGCAGGAGCAUUCGGUUCACCACAUAUAUUACUUCUGUCUGGUGUUGGGCCAAAAAUGCAUCUUCGAAAGUUCAAGAUUCCAGUGCAUGCUGAUCUGCCCGUUGGAAACAACUUACAAAAUCACCCCAUCCUUGUAAUGCCUUAUUCAAUCAAUACGACGCUGAAUAUCAACGUGAAAAAAUUGACGGAUCCUGAGACUGUUUUAGACUAUAUACUUCACAGGAAAGGUAUAUAUUAA